This is a messenger RNA of Spinacia oleracea (spinach), 2450 nucleotides long. RefSeq lists its product as uncharacterized. Gene Ontology annotation, biological process: carbohydrate metabolic process. The coding region runs from base 155 to 2281 and encodes 708 amino acids. Gene Ontology annotation, molecular function: catalytic activity; carbohydrate binding. The transcript has 17 exons. Lineage: Eukaryota; Viridiplantae; Streptophyta; Magnoliopsida; Caryophyllales; Amaranthaceae. The record is from RefSeq and is a predicted model, not a curated record.
UAAAAACGGCCUCCGUGAUACUAUAAAUUGAAGCUAAUUAACUUGCGUUAUAUACAUCAAACUAAUAUUAAUACUGUCUUCCUCGACCUUCUCUUCACCGUAUACAACUUUAAUUUUGUUCCUUCCUGCAGGUUCAGUUCUUAAAAUUUAUAUAAUGGGGCAACGAAAGAAUAUGAUCAUCUUUUUCAUAUUUCUUUUGAUGGUGCUUGGGAGUACCGAUGCAAGAAAAUAUCCGGGAAGACAUAAGAAGAGUGACGACAAAAGAGGAUCAAAAGAACAUCAUCAUCAUGAUCAUCAUCAUGAUAAUAAAGGAUCAAAAGAUCAUCACAAUCAUGACAAUAAUAAAGGAUCAAAUAAACAUCAGCAGCCUCCUAAUGAAGGAUUAAGCGAUCAUCAGCCCGUUACUUUGAGCGUCAAUGACCAAUAUGCCAUUAUGGAUAACGGAAUCGUCCAAGUUACGUUUGCAAUUCCAGGAGGUCAUGUGGUUGAAGUUCAAUAUGAUGGGAUGAAAAAUGUACUUGACGCGACUCACAAAGUGAGCAACAGAGGGUACUGGGAUAUAUUUUGGACCACUAACGAUGCCCAAGGAGAAGAAUGGUUAAGUAUGAAAAAAUUCAAAGUGAUCAACAAUGAUGAGAACCAAGUAGAGCUUUCCUUUUCAACACAAUGGAAUGGAGAUACAAAUUUGAUUCCAGUUAACUUAGACAAGAGGUUUGUAAUGCUUCGAGGUUCAUCCGGAUUUUAUAAUUAUCUGGUGAUAGAUCACGACAGACGUUUUCCAGCAACAACUCUUUCUCAAAUACGAGUAGCUUAUAGACUUAACAAGGACAAGUUCCAUUACAUGGUCAUUUCGGAUGAUAUACAAAAGAUUAUGCCGACGGACGAAGAUUUUGCGACAGGUCAACGACUCGCGUAUAAAGAAGCGGUUCUUUGGACAAAUACUUCCGAUUCAACACCCAAAACCGCGGUUGAGGACAAAUAUAUGUACUCUCAAGACAUGAAAGAUCAACAAGUACAUGGAUGGAUAUCCUCUGAUAAAGCUCCCAUAGGAUUUUGGCUCAUUAAAGCAAGUACGGAAUUCUAUUCAGCCGGUCCGUUUAAGCAGGAGCUUACUUCUCACGUCGGACCAGUCAGCCUUGUCGACUUUUUUAGCAAUCAUUAUGCUGGUCAAAAGUUGAUAUUAUCGGUUGAGGAAGGAGAAUCUUGGCAGAAGGUGAUGGGUCCUUGUUUUGUUUACUUGAACAAAGCAUCUGCUUCGCAAAAUACUCGUGAACAACUUUGGAGCGAUGCAAAAGAACAGUUGCAAAAAGAGAAUGAUAAGUGGCCUUAUGAUUUUCUAUCGUCUGAAUUUUAUUUCAAAGCUAAUCAGCGAGGAUCCGUUCAAGGUCAAUUGUUUAUUAGCGAUAGGUAUAUAAAUAAUGAUUUGAUACCAGCGAGUUCUGCUUGGGUAGGACUGGCCGCACCCGGUGAGGAAGGUUCAUGGCAAACUGAGACAAAGGGAUAUCAAUUUUGGGUUAAGGCUGAUAAUGAUGGAAAAUUUUCUAUCAAAGGGGUUAUUGAAGGAGAGUAUAAUCUGUAUGCGUGGAUACCAGGUUUCUUUGGCGAUUUCAGACAUAAUACAAACAUCAGAGUACGUCAAGGUGACCAAAUCAAUUUAAACCAAAUUGUAUACCAACUACCAAGAAACGGACCUACCCUUUGGGAAAUCGGGAUUCCUGAUCGUACUGCAGCUGAGUUUUUUGUGCCGGAUCCCAAACCAGAAUACAUAAAUCCUGGCCUCCCCAUCAACGACAAGAACAAAUACAGACAAUACGGCUUAUGGGAGAGAUACACCGAUCUUUAUCACGAGAAUGAUAUUGUUUACACAGUUGGUGAGAGUGAUUAUACUAAGGAUUGGUUCUAUGCUCAUGUACCAAGGCAAACACAUGAUAAUGAAUUACAACCAACAACAUGGCAAGUCCAAUUCCCACUCCAAAAUGUUAAUCCAUAUGGAAGAUAUACGUUAAGAAUCGCAUUAGCAUCAUCAAAUAAUGCUCAACUUCGAAUUCGCUUCAACGUAGAUACUUCAUCCAGGCCACAAUUUACGACAAGAAUGGUAGGACGCGAUAAUGCAAUUGCAAGGCAUGGAAUUCACGGCUUGUAUUGGCAGUACAAUUUCGACGUGCCAGGCACAUUCCUUCAAAAUGGAAUGAACACUCUUUAUCUCACACAAUCCUUUGUCGCUAAUUAUUUUUGUGGUGUUAUGUAUGAUUAUUUACGUUUAGAGGGCCCUAGUUAUUAGUGUCGGUACGAGGUUUAGUGUUUAAUUUACUAGGGAGAUAUAUAAACUGAAUACUUCUUUUAAUGUACGUAGUAGUAUUGUUUUGGUUGCUUAACUAAUUCAUUUUAUUGUUUAACUAAUUGGUUUCAUUGUUUAACUAAUUGGUAAUGUUGUUUAAUUAAUUAGUUCA